Messenger RNA from Poecilia latipinna (sailfin molly), 1861 nucleotides. Its product is annotated as carcinoembryonic antigen-related cell adhesion molecule 5-like. The record is from RefSeq and is a predicted model, not a curated record. The transcript has 11 exons. Lineage: Eukaryota; Metazoa; Chordata; Actinopteri; Cyprinodontiformes; Poeciliidae. The coding region runs from base 1 to 1827 and encodes 608 amino acids.
AUGGAAACAGUAUUUAUAUACUUUGCAAUCCUCGGAGCCGUCUCAGGUUUGUCUGAAGGAGCUGGUUUGUUACCAGAUGGUCCUCUAAAUGCAUCGGCUGGAGGAACGGUGACGUUCAGAACAAACCUUAAUCCAACAACAAUACCAUUUCAGCUUGUGACUUGGACUUUUAGUACUGAAAAUGAUAUCAUAGUCUCAUUUCCUACUGUAAACAUUACUGACCCAGAGUAUGAAGGCAGAAUAACUCUGUUUUUAUCAACUGGAUCUCUGGAGCUCAGGAACCUGAAACUCGGUGACAGUGGAGAUUACAGAGUUCAUGUUAUACCUGCUGAGGAUGUCGAGAAGUCUGGAAUCACCAGGCUGCAGAUAUAUGAGCCAGUCUCCAACGUCAAAGUUACCCCGGGAAGUGCAGACUUAGUUGAGCUGCACAGUUCUGUCCGUCUGUCCUGCUCCUCCUCUGGAUCUUCUCUCUCCUUCCUCUGGAUGAACAACAGCUCUGAGGUUUCACUCAGUAACAGAGUCCAGAUCUCUGAUGGAGGAUCUACUCUGACUAUCGUUGAUGUGACCCGCUAUGAUCAGGGACUGUAUAGCUGUCAUGUGUCCAAUCCUGUCAGCAAUGCCAGAAGUGAUCCAGUAACCCUCUUCAUUAGUUAUGGCCCAGAAAACAUACAGUUGAAUGUGUCUCCAUCAAAACAUCACUAUGAAGAAGGAGCAGACAUUCGUCUGAUCUGUUCAGUUGAGUCUCGACCUUCUGCUGAAUAUCAGUGGUUUCUGGAUGGAGUGGUGCUGCCUGACGGUCCAGAAUACAUCCAGUUAGUUGUCUCUCCAUCAAAAGCACAACAUGAAGAGGGAACAAAUAUCAAUCUGAUCUGUUCAGCUGAGUCUAGACCUCCUGCUGAGUUCUCAUGGUUUCUGGAUGGAGACAUGCUGCCUGGUUCUGGACCAGAACUCAGACUGAUGGACAUUCAGAUGAGCCAGCAGGGAAACUACAGCUGUGAGGCCUCCAAUAGAAAAACUUUGAAAUAUCAGAAAUCUCAGCCAUCACCUGUCUCUGUUAUUGCACGUAUUUCAAACGUUGUGGUGAAAGUGUCCUCCAGAGACCUGGUUGAGUUCAACAGCUCUGUCCAGCUCUUCUGCUCUGCAUCUGGAUUCUCUCCGUCUUUCCUCUGGAUGAACGGCAGCUCUGAGCUUACAAAUGGGGACAGAGUUCAGAUCACUGACGGAGGAUCCACUCUGACAGUAUUCAAUGUGACCAGAUACGAUCAAGGGCUCCUGACUUGUCAUGUUUACAAUUAUUUCAGUCGCGAUAGCAGUAAUCCAGUUUACCUCUCUAUCUACUAUGGACCAGACAGUAUUUCACUGACUGUGUCUCCAUAUCAAGAAAAAUAUGAAGAAGGCUCAGAUAUCAACAUGUUCUGUUCAGCUGAAUCCAACCCUCCUGCCAAUUUUCUGUGGUUUCUGAAUGAAACUCAGCUAUUUGUUUUGGGACCAAACCUCAGACUGACAGAUAUUCAGCUCAAUGAGAACGGGAACUACAGCUGUCAGGCUCUUAACACCGAAACACUGGUGCACAAAAUCUCUGAUCCUUUUGUCAUCUCUGUUGUGAAAACUGAAGGUCUCUCUGGAGGCGCCAUUUUUGGGAUAGUAAUCGCAUGUUUGGUAGUUGCAGCUGGAGCUGCUGGAGCUGUUGGAGGCUAUUUUAUGUGUAAAAGAAAAAAAAGUGUGAGUGCACCACCUGAUGCUGGUAAACGUGAAGAAAAUAUCUAUGAGGAAAUGCCAGGCAUAUAUAAUAGAACAAUCAGUAUGAAAAAGUCAGUCUCCCAGUAAAGAAAGUCAGAAAUCUGAGAAAAUUAAGAGACCA